This is a messenger RNA of Perca flavescens (yellow perch), 2392 nucleotides long. RefSeq names its product syntabulin (syntaxin-interacting) (gene sybu). The coding region runs from base 128 to 1753 and encodes 541 amino acids. Gene Ontology annotation, cellular component: cytoplasmic microtubule. Lineage: Eukaryota; Metazoa; Chordata; Actinopteri; Perciformes; Percidae. The record is from RefSeq and is a predicted model, not a curated record. Gene Ontology annotation, biological process: axonal transport of mitochondrion; synapse maturation. The transcript is spliced from 5 exons.
CUGAUUAGCAGGACGUUGCUAUACACUAAUUGAAUGUGCACAGACCAUCAGUUGACUCACAUAGUGGUGGAGGAUCACUUAUUUUUGAACUAUUUUGUUUGUCACAGUCGUCACUGCACACGGUAAUAUGAUUUUGUUUGAUGGCAAAAGAUGCUACUCAGGUAGUGAGGCUGACUUUAGCUCCUCCAGCAGCACAGGCAGCCUGAAGACCAGGGAGCGCCUCGCCUCCCUUUCAGCUGGAAAGAGAGCAGCUUCACGCAGUCGCAGCACCCACAUCAGACCGCUCCCAGUGUUCAAACCAGCUGGGAGCCCUACAGCCAACCGCGAUGCAGAGCUCUACGCUCCCUACAGGACUCCGCCCACAGCUGCCUCCUCAACCAACAGCAGCAGCUGCAACUCCAGCCCAACCUUCAGAAGAGCAAGCCUGGGGCGCUACCACUCCUGUGGAGACAACCAUGGCAUCAGAGCCCCGAACCCAGAGCAGUAUCUCACCCCUCUCCAGCAGAAGGAAGUGACCAUCAGACACCUGAAGAGCAAACUGAUGGAGGCAGAGAACACGGUUCAUGACAGAGAGACCGAGGUGGAGGAGCUUAAGACCCAGCUUGGCAGGAUGAGGGAAGACUGGAUUGAAGAAGAGUGUCACCGGGUGGAGGCUCAGCUGUCCCUCAAAGAGGCUCGCAAAGAGAUCAAGCAGCUGCGUCAAGUGGUGGAAACGAUGAAGAGCAGCCUGAUGGAGAAGGAUAAGGGAAUACAGAAGUAUUUCAUUGACAUCAACAUUCAAAACAGGAAGUUGGAGUCCCUGCUGCAAAGCAUGGAGCUGGCCCAGAGUGGCUCCAACCUCCCAGACGAAAACACCUUGGACUUCAUCUGUGACAGCCCCGGUAACGGUGGGAAGAAGAUGGUGCUUGGGGAGGAGGAGGGCGUGAUGGAGCUGGGAACCCAAGGGGCGGAGGCAAUGGCAGACAGUGGGCUGCUGGUCAAUGAUGAGAUGGCCAACAGAGCGGACAUUUUGGAGCAGGUCUUCAUGUCCACUGCGGUGGAUUAUAGUCAGGACUCUAGUGGCAAACUGGGUUCAGGGACAGAGUCUGGGCCUGAGGUGUCCACGCUGUCAGAGGGACAGUUGAUUGACGAAUCCACUGCACCUCUACCAAACAACGUUUACGCCACCAUGGCCCUCUCCUCGAGCACACAUUCCCAGCAGAACGCAGAAGAUAAAGGAAUCCAGACCGAGAUAAUGCCCCUGUCCCCAGACUUGCAGGCUCUGCUCCUCCAGCUGCUCAAGUUCCAAGAGGCAACCGCGGGGGACACGGCGCUGUCAGCCUGCAGCAGUCUUCUGGGUCUCCCGAACUUGCCCAACUUCGCUUCCAACCCCCCUGACCCAACACCCCCCCCACCCAGCAUGCCCAGUCCUGCUCCUCCAGAGAGCCCCGACACCUCCACCGAUUCUGGCAUGUGCUGUUCGGAACCUGCAGAGAGCCGGCGGUUCAUGGAGGAGCUGGAUUUUAGUGUCGGUGAGGAGGAACCUUGUCUGUCGCCGGGACUGGAUGUGGCCGGCAAGCGGUACUGGAGCAACAGCUUCCUGGUGGAUCUCGUCGCAGUGGCAGCGCCUGUCCUACCCACGGUGGCCUGGCUGUACUCGCGGCACGGUGUGGACGGAAGCGCUCCAGUGUACAACAUUGCUGCUCUUAUCAGGGGCUGUUGCAUCAUGGGAUUGCACUCUCUUCGUCACGUCGCUCACAUGCCGAAUGCGUAAAAGCUUCCACCCCGCAUGCACACGCCUAACCUUGAACUAAAAGCACUUAAGCAUUUGUACUUGUGAGAUUGUUUCUUUUUCUUAACACUUGAUAUCAAUGCAGUUAUUUAGGAUCCAACACUUACUUUUGCACUGUACAGUUACCCUGAGUUGAAGCAAAAUGGUGACAUGAAUGGGAUUAUUUAUGAAGGGAGUUAUUUAUGUAUUUAUCAUUUACAUGUAUAAACUGAUCAUCUGGUUAGAUGGUUGUGUUAUCAUUGUCCUGUGGUGUCCGUAGGUGGUGGUGUUUAUAAAAAAAAAAAAAAAAGUUCUUUACGUUAUGAAAUUUUUAGGUCAAAGAUUGAUUUGUUAGUUUCUGUUUUGAUGGGUUUGGAAAUUCAACAGUUUGACUUAUUGUUCAAAAAGAUCUUCAGCCAAAGUUAAUGUGAGUUCACUGUUAAUUUUGUGAAGAAGUGUAUCUAUUUUAUUUAUUUUUUUCUUUCCUGGGAAUAGAGCUUUAUUUAGCCUGUGCAUUGUUCAUAGAAAUAAGCUAAUGCUUUAAAGCAAUUGACACUUGUUAUGUGCCUGAGCUAUGUGCAAUACUGGUUUGUUUACAUCAAAUGUCCUUGUAUCUUUAUUAUUAAAGCAUGAUAAAUUCUG